UAUGUUGGUUAUUGAUGGAAUGUAUGAUUAUAAAAAAGCUAAAAAUCGUCAAUUGCUAAAAGAGGUAAUAGAUCAAGCUAGAGCUUAUGGAAAUAUGGAUAAAUCCUAUCAGAUAUCUUGGAUAAGAAAUUGCACUAACUUUGAAAAUAUCAGCGAAUUCAUUGAGCGAAAUCCAUCGUUUGAACAAGAUAUAGCUUGGAAGGAUGAUAGGAUAAUUGCGUCAAGAUUCUAUGUCAGAUCCAGAUGGGUAUCAACUGCAGAUGAGGAAGGGGAUCUUAUGAAAUUUAUGCGAGAUACCGUUAUGAAUGACACUAAUGGGAAUAAAUUGAUAGCGUUCAGUCCUCAAUUUGUCUACUUCGAACACUAUGUUUCCAUUGUCAAGAAUACAUUGUUAUCCGUCACCGUCUGCAUAAUAGGAAUGCUUUUCGUUGCUAUUAUGUUCAUCCCACAUCCAAUUUCCAUUACGUGUGUUGCCUUAUCUAUGCUAUCCAUAGUAAUCGGUAUGUUUGGUCUGAUGCAUUUGUGGAAUGUUGCUCUUUCAUCAAUAACCACUGUCCAAGUUAUCUUAUCGGUCGGCUUAUGUGUCGAUUUCACCGUCCAUAUCAGCCAUGCUUUUAUGGCUGCAACUGGAAAGAAUCGAAAUGAAAGGGUCAGCACAGCUUUAAAUAAAGUUGGCGUACCAAUUCUAAACGGAGCUCUAUCGUCUAUUCUUGGUAUUAUAAUGCUAGCUAGUGCUCAUUCUUACAUAUUCGUCUCCUUCUUUAAGACGAUGCUCUUAGUAAUUGUUCUCGGUCUAUUCCAUAGCCUGCUGGUUCUACCCGUACUGCUUUCCUUCAUCGGUCCUAGAAGAACAAGCAAACCGAGAGUAUACAUACCAAUAUCUCCUAGCUCUAGAAGCAUCCAACCAAUGGAAGCUCCUAGAAGACCUUCAAGUUUGAGAUGCUCAAAUAAUCAGAGGAUUUAUAAACAAGACAGCAGAGAGGAUCAGGAACGUAUAUCGCAAUUCAUAAAUAAAUUUAAUCAAAAAACAAACACAUCAUUAUCAAAAGAAUAUUAUUAUUUAUCAUUAAAUUUAGCUAAUUGA
Dimorphilus gyrociliatus is the source of this 1084-nucleotide messenger RNA. The record is from the annotation of a GenBank genome assembly. Lineage: Eukaryota; Metazoa; Annelida; Polychaeta; Dinophilidae.